Molecule: messenger RNA, 2319 nt
Organism: Elephantulus edwardii (Cape elephant shrew)
Lineage: Eukaryota; Metazoa; Chordata; Mammalia; Macroscelidea; Macroscelididae
Gene: BARD1
Product: BRCA1 associated RING domain 1
Exons: 11
Coding region: 1-2319 (772 amino acids)
Molecular function (GO): protein binding
Source: RefSeq, a predicted model, not a curated record
AUGCCGCGGGACCGGCAGCCGAGGGUCCACUCCGGGAACGAGGUUCGCCCUGCGCCCCGCAUGGAGCCCGCAGGUGGCGGGGCCUGGGCCCACUGCCGCGCCGCGUUCGACCAGCUGGAGAAUCUGCUGCGCUGCUCGCGUUGCACCAAUAUUCUGAGAGAACCCGUGUGCUUAGGAGGAUGUGAGCACAUCUUCUGUAGUGGUUGUGUAGGUGACUGUAUUGGAACCGAAUGUCCGGUGUGUUAUACCCCUGCCUGGAUACAAGAUGUGAAGAUAAACAGACAGUUGGACAGCAUGAUCCAACUUUGUAGUAAGCUUCGAAAUCUGCUACAUGACAGCAAGCUUCCAGAUAUGAAGGAAGAGACUCAGAAGACAAAUAUAUUCAGUGAUGCAGAAGACAGGAGGAAUUCGAUAAAGAUGUGGUUUAGUCCUCGAAGUAAGAAGGUCCGGUACGUUGUGAGUAAAAUGUUAGUGCGCACCCACCCUCAGGUGGUGAAUGACAAGAACGCCCAACAGGCCUCAAUGUAUGAGUUUGUUUCCACCAGCCCUCCUGUAGAGUGUUCUGGAAAAGGGAAGAAAGCUCCUGCCAAAUCAAGGAAAAAGGCAAAAAAGAAAACGUUGGCUGAAAUCAAUCACAAGUGGAGUUUAGAGGCUGAAAAAGAAAAUGGGGAAGCUGAGUCCAGUGAGGAAGCGAAGGAGAAGCAGGUGUCCUUCUGCAGCCAGCCCUCCAUCUUGGCUAGUCCUCAGGUCAUGGAGGAGAUAGAUUUACUCGCCUGUGACUCUCUUGCCAAGUCUGAAGGUCUCGAAAGCGUGAAUGGAAUCUCAUUGCCUUUGGCGGAGCACAUAGUGUCUCCUGAAAUUGAAGGCAAGGAGGAAUCAGUGACCCCCAAGAAGAGUCCCUGUGGCGAUGAUCUGGCCGCUGAGAAGCCCAUGCCCUUGGGUUGUGAUGGAAGGUGUGAGCAUCCCAGCACAGCGUCCACUCCCGUUUCUAAAGCACGCAGACGCAGCAUUGAGAGCACCAGUGGAGAUCUUGUCCAUCAGAAAGGCCCUGAAGACUUACUGCCUGAAUGUUCAUCCCCACCUUCUGGCAGGUCUAAAGUUAGGGGCACAUCACGGAGGAGAAGCGAUCGUACCACAGAUGACUCCAUUAGCCUUUCGCCAGCUACGCCACCGUCUGUCCUGAAGAGUUCAAGUUACAAACGAAUGUUGUCUAGCCCUCCAGCAACGUCACCCAGCAGUCGAAUGGCUGUAAAAAGAAAUCACAGAGGAGAGACUUUGCUCCACCUCGCCUCCAUUAAGGGGGACAUAGCAUCUGUGGAAUACCUCUUACAAAAUGGAAGUGACCCAAAUGUGAAAGACCAUGCCGGGUGGACACCAUUGCACGAGGCUUGCAACCACGGGCACCUGAAGGUGGUGGAGGUGUUACUUCAGCACAAGGCCUUGGUGAACACCACGGGCUAUCAGAAUGACUCGCCCCUGCACGAUGCGGUCAAAAAUGGCCACAUGGACAUAGUCAAGCUCUUACUUUCCUACGGAGCCUCCAGGAAUGCUGUUAACAUAUUUGGUCUGCGGCCUGUGGCUUAUGCAGACAGUGAAAAUAUGAAGUCACUGUUGCUGCUCCCAGAGAAGAAUGAAUCAUCAUCAGCUAGCCAUUGCUCUGUGGUAAACACUGGUCAGCGUAAGGAUAAGCCUCUUGUGCUCAUUGGAAGUGGCCUUUCCUCAGCACAGCAAAACCUGCUUGCUGAGCUUGCUACACUUCUUAAGGCUAAAAAAUGUGCUGAGUUUGACAGUACAGUAACUCAUGUCAUUGUUCCUGAUGACACUGUUCAGAGUACACUGAAAUGCAUGCUUGGGAUUCUUAAUGGAUGCUGGAUCCUGAAAUUUGAAUGGGUGAAUGCAUGUCUCCAAAGAAAACUAUGUGAGCAGGAAGAAAAGUAUGAAAUCCCGGAAGGGCCUCAGAGAAGCAGACUCAACAGAGAACAGCUGUUGCCAAAGCUGUUUGAUGGGUGUUACUUCUACUUCGGGGGCCCUUUCAGGCACCACCCGAAGGACGACCUCAUGAAGCUCGUCACUGCGGCCGGAGGCCAGAUCCUCCUGCGUAAGCCCAAGCCAGACAGCGAUGUGACGCAGACCAUCAACACAGUGGCCUACCACGCCCGGCCGGAUUCCGACCAGCGCUUCUGCACACAGUACAUCAUCUAUGAGGAUGUUUCUAAUUACCGCCCCGAGAGGGUUCGCCAGGGCAAAGUCUGGAUGGCUCCUUCCAGCUGGUUCAUCGGCUGCGUCAUGUCCUUUGAAUUGCUCCCUCUUGACAGCUAA